AUGGUCGCCGCGAUAAUGCAACAAUUGGCUGCCCGCACACACCUCACUCGUGGGUGUGUGGGUCCUUGCCAUAUCCUUUCAGAAUGUCAAAGGCAAACGUGGACAACAAAAAAAAAAAAAAAACAAUUACUUGUCAACAGGCCAAUACCAGUACAUUUGAAAUCCAAACAAGUGGCGAGUGAAAAGCAAAUCUCAGCAUUUCGGUUCCCUCGUUCGGAGUGGCGGUUUAAAGUCCUUGAACGCAGCUGCCUAAACGGGUUUUUGGUUUCCAGGCUCGCAAUGAAUUAUUUACACGGCAAACAGGUCGAAAUGGGUGCUCCUCGGUGUCUGAUUGCACUUCUUGCUUGCCUAUUUUUAGUUGAAGAGGUUGAGCCUAAAGUGGAGUUUACCAACUUCAAAUGCACUUCCUUGGACCCGAAAUUUGCCAUCGUUGAACACUGCUAUCUGAAGUCAGUAAAUCGUACAUAUAAAUACCUGGCCUUAAAAAUAAAUUUGCUACAAAAGCCCGUUACCAGAAUUAAAGUCAACGGAGCCACAUGGAAGCGAUUUAAUGGCUAUAAGCCGUCCCUUUAUAACGUUACAAUUGAUGCCUGCAAAUUUCUCAAAAAUCCCAAGUCAAAUCCAGUCGCUGAUUACAUUCACAGGCUCUUCAGAACUUACUCCAAUAUGAAUCACUCCUGUCCCUUUAAUCACGAUGUUAUUAUAGAUAAGCUGCCAAUUAGUUUCGUUAACAACCAGGUAACAGCAGUACUGCCAGUUCCCCCUGGAGACUACAUGUUUCAAUCGCAUUGGUACGCCUACGAUAUCAACCGUGCUACUGUACAAGUUUAUUUGACGAUAUUUUAAAGGAAAUAUAUUAUAUAACUUUGUUUGCCCGCCAACUUUUCAAAUAAAAUGUUAAAGAAUGCUGAUGGA
Messenger RNA from Drosophila yakuba, 915 nucleotides. RefSeq lists its product as uncharacterized. NCBI's taxonomy places the organism in Eukaryota, Metazoa, Arthropoda, Insecta, Diptera, Drosophilidae. The coding region runs from base 1 to 846 and encodes 281 amino acids. The record is from RefSeq and is a predicted model, not a curated record. The transcript has 5 exons.